Molecule: messenger RNA, 3605 nt
Organism: Cuculus canorus (common cuckoo)
Lineage: Eukaryota; Metazoa; Chordata; Aves; Cuculiformes; Cuculidae
Gene: TMEM74B
Product: transmembrane protein 74B
Exons: 2
Coding region: 15-437 (140 amino acids)
Source: RefSeq, a predicted model, not a curated record
UGUCCGCAGGGCCCAUGGCGUCCCCGCGGUGCCCGGUGCCGGCGGGCGCGGGUCUGGCGCUGGCGCUGGGCUGCGCGCUGGGCGGCGCGGCGCUGGUGGUGCUGGCGGGCGCGGUCCCGCGGGCGCCGCGCCCCGACCCGGCAGUCCCUGCCCGCCAGAUGGAGCGGCUGGAGGCGCGGGCGGCCCGGCUCCGCGCCCGCCUCGACCGCUGCACCGUGGCCGGGCUGGCUUUGCUAGCCCUGGGUGGGCUACUGCUCGCCGUUCUGCUGCUGGCCACCGCCGCCGCCCGUCGCCGCGCCCGCGCCGCCCGACAGACCGGGGGCACCUACGGCUCCGUGCGCCUGCGGAUGCGGAGGGUGUCGGCCGAGGGGACGCGAGCGCUGCUGGAGACCCAGCUCAGCCCGCCACCGCAGCCCCCCGAGGGGCCGGGCUCGUAGCCCUACGUGCCUCGGACCUCCCACGCCGCCAGCAGAAGCAGGGCUCCCCUCGCCGCGCCCCGACACGGAUGCCAUCCGGGUCCUGCCCACCAGCACUGGAGCGACGCGGCUUUGGGAUUCCCUGCUAGACUAUGUGGCCACAGGCUGUUCCCACCACCAGCACCAGGGCAGCGUGGCCUUUGGAUGCCCCAAUCACCUCCCUACCACCUUCCUGGACAAGGUCCUGCCCACCAGCACUGGAGCGAUGCAGCUUUGGGAUUCCCUGCUGGACUGCGCAGCCACGGGCAGCUUUGGGAUUCCCUGCUGGACUGCGCGGCCACGGGCAGCUUUGGGAUUCCCUGCUGGAUUGCGCGGCCACGGGCAGUUCCCACCACCGUCAUUGGGGCAGUGUGGCCUUCAGACAUCCCACUCGUGUCCCCAGCACCUUCCCGGGUCCUGCCCACCAGCAUCAGGGCAGCAUCACCUUUAAGAUGCCCGUAGGAUUUCCAUGCCAUGGUUGAGGACUGGAUGCGAGGCCGAGCUCCCUGUCACAGGCAGCUCCUUCCCAGCAGCCAGAGCGUGGGGUCGGCUGCUCCUCUUCAGGCUGGAGCUGCUCAUUUUACGCCACCAGUGACUUCUUUUAGCAAUAGUUUCUUGUAAAACCUUUUGGCAUGCAGUUGGCGCUUGCACCACUCUGGGCAGAAGCAAUGGGGACCGCAAGCGUCUCCACUGGCUGUGAGGGGUCUGCCCCCCACCAGCCCCACUCCAGAACUCUGGGACCCGCACUGUGCCAAGCAUCCCAUUCCCACCAGUAAGCCCAGAAUGGCCUCCUCAAAAAUCAUGGUGCUUUUAUGGGGGUGAGAGGACAAUUCCCAAAGCCUGGAACCGAUGCAGUUCUUCUAUUGCCAUGUUAGAUUGGCAGCUCUGCCUUUGCAUGAGCCUCUGUGCUGACCCCGAGGGCCAUUGUCUGCAGCGUGAAGGUAAAAUUGCAUCUCGGGAAUUAAACAUGCAGCAUCAUUAAAGAAUGAUCUCCCGUGGAAAGGAAAAUCGGGAUGAGUGAGAUGCUGAGAAAGGGAAAUCAUUAUUUCGUAGGAAAACAGACCCACAAAAAGUGGUGGUUGUCAUGAUCUGCCACCAGUUUCUAAUCCAUCCCAUAAAUUUGGAUUCAAAUGUUUGCAGGUGGAGACAAAUCUCUCCCGGCACAAGAGGAAAGGCAUUUUUACAUGCAGUGCUGUUGCCCAGGUCAGGAUUUAGUUCAGGGCUCCCAGUGUCCCCCUCAGAUGCUGGGGAUGGGAUCUCUGCCCUGUGCUUUCCUUUUGUCCUGUGGCUGCAAAGGGCCACGGUCCCUCUCCCUGUCACCAUGUCACCCAUCCACGCUCUGUAUUUGUUGUAUUUAUUGUGGGAUGAAAGGGAGGAAGAAGGGGAGGAAGGCUUUUAUGUGGGAUCUGCCAGGGGAGCCCAGGGUGUUGGCAAGGAGAUUCCCGCAGGGAAGGCUGAAAUCCUUCCUGGAACUCAGCACUGGCCCCGCGAGCCUGGAUUAGAAGAAAGACCUGUUAGAUGGAGAAACCAUCCUCAUCAAUUUUUGCCACUUGAAGUAAGAUAGAAAGUGGCUUUCCAGGGUGGAAGGCUGAGCCUGGCUGGAGGUUCCAUCUGCUGAGCACCUGCGUUACAUGAGCACGAGACACACUCCCAUGGAACAGAGCAGGAGGCUGCUCAAGAGACUCUGGGAAGGGGCUGCGUUUGCUUUGUCAGCACAUCCCUGGGCUGUCCCUGAGGGACCUUGCAGGACUGGGGGGAAAAAGCCUCUCAAUGGACAUAUGUAUAUUUAAAGUGAACGAAUUGUGUUGAGGAAGGAGUGCCAGUAAAGAAGCUCCCCCAUCAAGAUUCAGAAUUGGAAAGUGAUUUCAUACAGAGACCACCAGGGCCGGGACGCAUGGGGGACGCAGCACAGGGGUGCAGAGCUGCUGGCAGCCCCACAGCUUCCUCCCUGCCUUGGCCUGGGCAUCCCUUCAUCACAGGUGCUGAUCUGUGAUGGUUAACAUGCAGCGGUGUAUAUAGGAGCAAUCACAUGGAUUCAUGGAACCAUGGAAUGGUUUGGGUUGGAAAGAACCUCAAAGCCUACCCAGUCCCACCCCCAUGCCAUGGGCAGGGACACCUCCCACUGGAUCUGGUUGCUCUAAGUACCAUCCAACCCAGCCUUGAACCCUCCCAGGAAUGGGGCAGUCACCACUGCUCUGGGCAACCUGGGCCAGGGCCUCCCCACCCUCACAGCAAAACAUUUCUCCCUAAGAUCUCAUCUCAAUCUCCCCGCAUUCAGCUCAAAACUGUUGCCCUCAUCCUAUCCCUGCACUCCUUGAUCAAGAGCUCCUCUCCAGCUUUCCUGGAGCCUCUUUCCAUACUGAAAGCUGCUUUAAGGUCUCCCUGGAGCCUUCUCUUCUCCAGGCUGAACAACCCCAAUUCUCCCAGCGUGCCCUUGUAUGGGAGGUGCUCCAGUGGGACAUGGAGCACAGCACAAGGGCAGGUGGGCAGGCAGGACAUCCUUGAACCCUAACUCAGCACAGAACUCUCCACUUCUCAUCUUUUGGGGGUGUCUCUAUUUGUGCCAGAGGUGAGCAAAGAGGGAAUGACCCAGUACACCUCUCCCAGUCCCAUAUAACGGGGUGUGCUUUGUUUUCCCAUCUCUGCAAUACGCACUGGCUCCUCCUUUGUGCCGUGCAUGGGGUCCCAGAGAGCAUCAUCUGCAGGGUAAUUAGCAGCGCUGAGGCCUCUGCUUUGGGGAGCUUGUGGGGCAGGUGCCGCUGGGCUGGGUGUACUGGCAGAUGGCCUUGAGGACUUUCUGGAGAUCUCAAGCCAUGACAGAUAAUCCAGCGCCUUUGCUGCGGGAGGAGGCAGGGCUGUACCUGUGCCAGGACCACACGUGUCAGCCCCAGCCACUCUUCACAGCCUCCACAUCAAACUAACUUGGUGUGCUCCCUUGCAUGUUAAUGCUUUGCAUCACUGACAUUGGCAGCAGCCGUGCCAGGGAUAGGGACACACAGCCAGCGGCUGGGACCAUCGCUCCUGCUGGUCGGACACCCGGCCCUUGGAGCUGCCAUGCUCGAUUUGGUAUGAGCUACAGCUGGGAUGGCUGUCCCCAAACCAUGCUUGGAGAAAGGGGCUUAUUCCCAGCUGCUGGCUCUGCAGAUGGGG